Messenger RNA from Camelina sativa (false flax), 1851 nucleotides. Its product is annotated as cytochrome P450 709B2-like. Gene Ontology annotation, molecular function: monooxygenase activity; heme binding; oxidoreductase activity, acting on paired donors, with incorporation or reduction of molecular oxygen. The record is from RefSeq and is a predicted model, not a curated record. Lineage: Eukaryota; Viridiplantae; Streptophyta; Magnoliopsida; Brassicales; Brassicaceae.
AGUCACGGGACUCACACUCCAACGACGCAUAAUAAAACGGAAACCUCCACUUCAAACCACAAAGCAAACUUAAACACUCAAACCCAAAAAAAAAAAAAAAAAUUAAUUGUUCUUUCAAUGGAGCUCCUGAGCACGAUCAAUCUCUUAGCACUAGCUCUUGUACUCCUUGUAGUUCCGAAGAUAUAUGGAGUUUGUUGGAUCCUUUUUUGGCGGCCAUUGAUGCUAUCAAGAAGAUUCAAGAAGCAAGGAAUCUCUGGUCCAAAAUACAGGAUCUUGCAUGGGAACCUCCGCGAGGUUAGGAAAAUGAAGAAAGAAGCUAAGCUUUCGGUUCUUGAUCCAAACUCCAACGAUAUCGUCCCUCGCGUUUUACCUCAUCUUGAUCAAUGGAUUUCUCAAUACGGGGAGACGGUUCUCUACUGGCAAGGAACAGCGCCAAGGUUAUGCAUCUCAGAUCAUGAGCUAGCGAAACAAAUCUUAUCGAACAAAUUUGGUUUCUUUGCUAAAUCAAAGACAAAACCUGAGAUCCUUAAACUUGCUGGUAAUGGACUCAUCUUCGUAAAUGAUCUUGUUUGGGUUCGUCAUAGACGUAUCUUAAACCCUGCGUUCUCCAUGGACAAAAUCAAGAUCAUGAACCAACUGAUGGUGGACUGCACUUUGAGGAUGUUUGAGGAGUGGAAAAAACAGAGGAAUGGUGGCGAAUCCGAGCAAGUGAUUAUGAUGAACAGAGAGUAUAAGAGAUUGACAGCUGAUAUUAUAGCCACCGCUGCGUUUGGAAGCAGUUAUGCGGAAGGAAUUGAAGUGUUUAGAUCACAAAAAAAGCUCCAAAAGUGUUGUGCUGCUUCUCUUACUGACGUCUACAUCCCUGGAGUCCAGUGUAUACAUAGUCAUUCUUCUACUUUGAACGUUCUUUCUUGUUUUAGUGAUUUGAAGAUUGGUUCUUUGUCUUGUAUCCCAAGGUACUUUCCUACGCCUUUGAAUCUUCGAAUAUGGAAACUUGGUAGGAAAGUGAACAACUCGAUUAAAAGAAUCAUAGAUGCGAGGCUAAAAUCGGAAUCCAAGAACUACGGAAACGAUCUUCUAGGAAUCAUGUUAACAGCUGCAAGAUCUAACGAGUCUGAGAAAAAGAUAAGCAUCGAUGAGAUCAUAGAAGAAUGCAAGACGUUCUUCUUCGCAGGACACGAAACUACUGCGAAUCUAUUGACAUGGAGUACGAUGUUGCUUAGCUUGCACCAAGAUUGGCAAGAGAAGAUCAGGGAAGAGGUUAUUAACGAAUGCGGUAAAGACAAAAUCCCAGAUGCAGAGAACUGUUCCAAACUCAAACUGGUAAAAAUACAGAUUGCAAAAAGAGUUUCUUGCGGCUAAAGAAACCUAGAGAUCCCUAAAGGCACGACUAUAGUCCUCCCGAUUGUGAAGAUGCACAGAGACAAAGCCGUUUGGGGAAGUGACGCCGACACAUUCAACCCUAUGCGGUUUGAAAACGGCGCUUCUCGUGCCGCUACUCACCCAAACGCUCUCCUCGCGUUUUCAAUCGGACCAAGAGCUUGCAUCGGCCAAAACUUUGCCAUGAUGGAAGCCAAAACCGUUCUCGCCAUGAUUCUUCAACGUUUCCGACUCAAUCUCUCCGUAGAGUAUAAGCACGCGCCAGCGGAUCACCUCACUCUUCAGCCUCAGUACGAUUUACCUGUGAUACUUAAACCUAUCGACGGUUGAAGGAAGAAGCAAGAUGCUUCCCACUUUGUAUAAUGGACCUUUGUGGGCUAAAUACUAAACUAAGUUAUUGGGCUUGUAUUAAGAAUCACUUGAGCCAGACUAUUAAUUAAUUAAUGAUGUUUAAACUAAUUGCUAUUUUAA